Messenger RNA from Raphanus sativus (radish), 1812 nucleotides. RefSeq names its product protein HOTHEAD. NCBI's taxonomy places the organism in Eukaryota, Viridiplantae, Streptophyta, Magnoliopsida, Brassicales, Brassicaceae. The record is from RefSeq and is a predicted model, not a curated record. Gene Ontology annotation, molecular function: oxidoreductase activity, acting on CH-OH group of donors; flavin adenine dinucleotide binding. The transcript has 3 exons.
AUGGGUUUUCAUAUUUUUCCUUUUAUUCUCUUCACAAUUUUUAUACUACAUGGCUCUUGCUAUUCCCAGAAAGGUACAAUCUGAACUCAUGGACCAAUAUCCUCAUUCAAUCUGGAUGAAAGAUUCAAUAUAUCUAAUUUUUAAUCGAACUGUUAGGUUUUGUUUUUUUCAAUGUUAUGAAAUUUUUUUUUUGUCGUGAAAACAGGGUUUUACCGAUUUAUGAAAGAUGCAACAUUAGCACCAACUUAUGCUCAUUUUGACUACAUAGUCAUCGGAGGAGGAACUUCAGGUUGUGCAUUAGCCGCAACGCUCUCUCAAAGCGCGAACGUGUUGGUUCUCGAACGUGGCGGCUCUCCGUACGACAAUCCGACGGCCACCGAUCUUGAAAACUUCUCAAACACACUGUUUAACAUCACACCAGACUCAUGGUCGCAGCCUUUCAUCUCCGAGGACGGCGUUUACAACGUUCGUGCACGCGUCCUCGGAGGCGACUCUGUGCUGAACGCUGGAUUUUACUCACGUGCCGAAGAGUAUUACGUGGAGGAUGCAGAGUGGGAGAUGAAUGAAGUGGAAGCUUCUUACCAAUGGGUAGAGAGCAAACUUGUGUACGAGCCACAUGUAGUAGGUUGGCAAUCUGCGUUGAAAGAUGGCCUUUUGGAGGCUGGUGUGUUACCGUAUAACGGUUUCACCUUAGAUCAUAUAAAUGGGACGAAGAUCAGUGGUACCAUCUUUGACCCAGCUGGCCAUAGACACUCGGCCGCUGAUUUGCUAGAGUAUGCCAAUCCGGACACAAUUGUUGUCUACUUGCACGCUCUUGUCCACAAGAUCCUCUUCACCACGAAAGGAGACCAAAGACCUAGGGCGUACGGAGUGAUAUAUCAAGAUGCGGAUGGAGUGUUCCACAAGGCAGAGCUGGCAAAAAACGCAAUGAACGAGGUGAUCUUGUGUGCGGGGGCCAUUGGGAGCCCUCAAAUGUUGAUGCUGAGCGGCGUGGGUCCUAGGGUUCAUAUUGAGGCUCAUGGUGUGAAUCCUGUGGUCCUAGAUCAUCCCAUGGUUGGACAAGGGAUGGGAGAUAAUCCGCUGAACACUGUUUUCGUCUCGUCUCCUCGAACUGUGGAAACGUCCCUCAUAGAACUUGUUGGGAUUACCAACUUUGAUACUUUCAUUGAAGGUUUUAGUGGCUUGAAACUCCAUAAUAAAUUGAUGCAUAGGUUCUUCGAAGCUGUUCUCAACGAGGUACAAUAUUAAUACACUGAAUCUAUUGUGCAGCCAAGCCGCUCCACCCUAGCAAUUACAGACUUCUUAAAAUCCAUUGAUUUUCGAUCGGACGUAAUUGAAAUUGAUGGCUGGAUCGUCAAUAAAGUUGACGGUCCCGUGUCAAGAGGUCACUUAAAACUCCGGAACAGGAAUCCAGAUGAUAACCCUUCUGUAACAUUCAACUACUACCAAGAGAAAGAAGAUCUUGAGAAGUGUGUUAAAGGACUUAAAACCAUUAUUAAAGUGAUAAAUUCUAAGGCAUUCUCCAGUUACAAGUAUCCGAAUGCAACUGCACGUGAGCUGCUCAAUCGCAUGCUGAGCCUUCCCAUCAAUCUGAGGCCAAGGCACGAGACCGCAAAGUUCAACUUGACACAAUUUUGCAUUGACACUGUGAUUACAAUUUGGCAUUAUCAUGGGGGUUGCCAAGUUGGAAGAGUGGUCGACAAGAAUUACAAAGUCUUUGGCAUUGAUGCUUUGAGGGUCAUUGAUGGAUCCACGUUUCUUAAGUCUCCCGGGACUAAUCCCCAAGCCACAGUCAUGAUGCUUGGAAGGUAA